AUGCCGCGAACCAGGAGCCAACAGAGGUCAUCAUCGAGGUCAUCAUCGAGAAGUCGGCGGCGGGCCCGCUCCCGCACUGCCCGAGCCCAGUUGAAUUUCUCCGUCAGCUACGUGGAGCGCCGUCUGCGGGAGGGCUACUAUGCCCGGCGCCUGAGUUGGUCUGCGCCCGUGUACCUGGCCGCUGUCAUCGAGUUCCUGACGGCGAGGGUCCUGCAGCUGGCGGGCAACGAGGCCCAGAACAACGGCAGGAAUCGCAUCACCCCGGAUCUCGUGGAUAUGGCCGUCUACAACGACCCGCUGCUCAGCAGGCUCUUUGGGACCACGACCAUCUCCCAGGUUGCCCCAGAUUGGGACUAG
Carlito syrichta (Philippine tarsier) is the source of this 357-nucleotide messenger RNA. Its product is annotated as histone H2A-Bbd type 2/3-like. NCBI's taxonomy places the organism in Eukaryota, Metazoa, Chordata, Mammalia, Primates, Tarsiidae. The record is from RefSeq and is a predicted model, not a curated record. Gene Ontology annotation, molecular function: structural constituent of chromatin; DNA binding; protein heterodimerization activity. The transcript has a single exon. Gene Ontology annotation, cellular component: nucleosome. The coding region runs from base 1 to 357 and encodes 118 amino acids.